This is a messenger RNA of Sphaeramia orbicularis (orbiculate cardinalfish), 1008 nucleotides long. RefSeq names its product zygote arrest 1 (gene zar1). The transcript has 4 exons. NCBI's taxonomy places the organism in Eukaryota, Metazoa, Chordata, Actinopteri, Kurtiformes, Apogonidae. Bases 1 to 1008 code for a protein of 335 amino acids. Gene Ontology annotation, cellular component: cytoplasm. The record is from RefSeq and is a predicted model, not a curated record. Gene Ontology annotation, biological process: translation.
AUGGCUACAUACGGAACUGAACCAGUCGACAGCUACUAUUACUCAUCUUACAACCCCUAUGCGGGCAGGUACCCCCGGGCAAAAGAAGCGGGGUGGAAAUAUAAAAGUUACCUGUCCCGCUAUGGAGACACCUCGGAGGCCUUCAACAACCAGCAGCGGGCCCAGCUCAAGUCCAUCCUGUCCCAGAUCAACCCCAAACUCACCCCCCGGCUCCGGAAGGCCAACACCAGGGACGUGGGGGUGCAGGUCAACCUGAAGCGGGACGCCUCGGUGCAGUGCUCCAUCGGUCCGCGGACCCUCCUGACCCUGAAGCGGGACCUGCGGCGGAAGAGGACGCAGGAGCCCGAGGCCCCCGGCAGCCCCACGGGCAUGGGCGGCGUACGCUACCCCCGCACCAUCGCUGUUUAUUCCCCCAUCGCCUACAGGAGCGUCACCUCCUUCCUGGUGGAAGAAAACCAGGACGCGGAGCCAUCCGGGGGGGUCCAGGAGACCGAGGAACCACCAGGAGAGCCGCCCGAGUCCCCCACAAAGAACGUCGUGAGGAAGGGCAAGGACAACCGGGCAAACGACGAGGAGAAAAACACCACAAAAGUACCAGAACAGCGCCGAAAACUCAAGCCGAAACAGCUGGUGAAGAGAGAAGAAGCGCCAAACCCUGCGGAGGGGUCAAAGGGCAAAACGCGCGUGAGGUUCCAGUUUCUGGAACAGAAGUAUGGAUACUAUCACUGCAGAGACUGUAAUCUGCGAUGGGAGAGCGCUUAUGUGUGGUGUGUCCAGGGCACCAAUAAGGUUUACUUCAAACAGUUCUGUAGAAAAUGUCAAAAGGACUUCAACCCCUACCGUGUUGAGGACAUCACAUGCCAUACUUGUAACAAAGCGCGCUGUUGCUGUGCGAUCACACAACGCCAUGUUGACCCCAAGAGACCCCACAGACAAGACUUGUGUGGCAGAUGCAAGGGCAAGCGGCUCUCCUGUGACAGCACGUUCAGCUUUAAAUACAUCAUCUAG